Messenger RNA from Acanthosepion pharaonis, 570 nucleotides. Lineage: Eukaryota; Metazoa; Mollusca; Cephalopoda; Sepiida; Sepiidae. The record is from the annotation of a GenBank genome assembly.
AUGACGAUUGUCUCUCUUGAAAGAAGAACUCCCCCUCACUUAGAUACUACAAGUAAGCGAUCUAGCCGUACCUCCCCAUUCAAACCUUUCUUAAGUCUUAUAACGCCUCUGGGUUACAAUUUAUUGACCUUGAAUCCCCAUUAUAUGCUAGGCCGACACUCAAAUGGAAAGGAAUCUGCUGUCUCUCUCAGAGAAUUGGUACAGGAACCCAGUAUAACUCCCGAAGAGGGGCCUGCAUCAUCUACUGCGCCACUCGAAGACCAACAUGUCGGCAUUGAGCCGUGUGAUUCGGAUACGGACUCACUGGAGACUUCGGAUACAGAGUCCCUACUGGGAGAUCAGACCUUUGUUUUUAUCUAUCUAUCUAUCUAUCUAUCUAUCUAUCUAUCUAUCUAUCUAUCUAUCUAUUUCAGUCUGUUCAUUAUCUAUCUAUCUAUCUAUCUAUCUAUCUAUCUAUCUACUAUAACAAUUAAUUUUUAUCUAUCGAUGUCAUUUUGUUUCUAUCACUCUAUAUCUAUCUAUCUAUCUAUCUAUCUAUCUAUCUAUCUAUCUAUCUAUCUAUCUACGUAA